Rotaria socialis is the source of this 1212-nucleotide messenger RNA. NCBI's taxonomy places the organism in Eukaryota, Metazoa, Rotifera, Eurotatoria, Philodinida, Philodinidae. The record is from the annotation of a GenBank genome assembly.
AUGGAUUCACUCAAAGGUAAAGUUGUCGGAUCUACUAAGAAAAUUUGGUACGCACCAAAUAAAUUCGAGUCAUAUGGUGAUGAAGAAAUCAAAGCCGUUGAAAAUUGUUUACGAAAUGGUUGGCUGGCACCAGGUCCUAUUACUGAGCAAUUUGAACAUGAGGUAGCGAUUAUCUUUGGGAAAAAAUUCGCUAUAAUGGUUAAUUCAGGCUCAUCAGGCAAUAUACUAGCAUUACUCAUAGCAGGGUUGAAAGCUGGUGAUGAAGUUAUUACACCUGCAUGCACUUUUGCCACAACUGUUGCUCCUAUCGUUCAACUCGGCCUCAUACCCAUAUUUUGUGACGUUGAACUGGGUUCAUAUGUACCUUCUGUCAAGCAAGUUAUUGAAAAAGUUAGUUCACGCACAAAAGCUUUCUUUCUUCCGAACCUGAUUGGUAGCAAACCUGACUGGCAAGGAUUGAAAAAUGAAUUAUUUAUGUUGGGCCGCCGAGAUAUCGUACUCAUCGAAGACUCCUGCGAUACAAUCACGAACACAACAAUAACAGAUAUUGCUGUUACCUCAUUUUACUCAAGCCAUAUCAUUACAGCAGGUGGUGGGGGCGGAAUGGUGAUGUGCAAUGAGAAGAGUCAACGUGAUCUCGCUUUGCAAUAUCGUGAUUGGGGACGGAUGGGUACGAAUACUGAAUCGUUCUCGGAACGCUUCGGACAUUGUGUUGAUGGCAUUGAAUAUGAUUUCAAAUUCUUGUAUCCUAUUCUUGGUUAUAAUUUCAAAUCAACUGAAAUGAAUGCUGCAUUCGGUUUGGAACAAUUGAAAAAAUUGCCAUCCUUUCUUGAGAUACGUCGUAAAAACAUAAAUCAUUUUGUGAAACAACUGAAAGAAUUAAUACCGUACGGUCUUGUACUCCCAAAAGAUCAUGACAAAUUAGAUUGGCUUGCAUUACCACUCAUGUUACCAAACCGCAAGGAGCUCCUUCAAAACCUCGAAGAGAACAACAUUCAGACACGAGUAUGUUUUGCUGGUAACAUCACUCGACAUCCUGCAUACAGACAAUUCUACGAAGUCUUUCCGAAUGCUGACGAAAUUAUGAGGAAUGGCUUCUUGAUUGGUGCUCAUCAUGGUAUGAGUGAACAGGAUGUGGAUUAUGUGUGCAAAAUAAUUAAAAUGCAUGUUAAUUCCAAUCAACCAUCUAACAAUACUAAUGUGCAAUCUUAA